Molecule: messenger RNA, 2559 nt
Organism: Ooceraea biroi (clonal raider ant)
Lineage: Eukaryota; Metazoa; Arthropoda; Insecta; Hymenoptera; Formicidae
Gene: PIG-A
Product: phosphatidylinositol glycan anchor biosynthesis class A
Biological process (GO): GPI anchor biosynthetic process
Cellular component (GO): glycosylphosphatidylinositol-N-acetylglucosaminyltransferase (GPI-GnT) complex
Molecular function (GO): phosphatidylinositol N-acetylglucosaminyltransferase activity
Source: RefSeq, a predicted model, not a curated record
ACCUUUGGCAAAAAAUGUGCUUUUUAUGUAUAUACGUCACAAAUCAUAAAUCAAUAAAGAGAAACUGAAUGUAUUCGUGUCUAGCUGAGAUGUACGCAAGAUUAAAGAUUAUCAAUGAAUCUGAUCUCUCAAGAAAAUAUCUAAAUAUUGAUUAAUAUUUUCUAAUUGGAUUAUUUCGUCGUAUCUGACAGUUGUAUCGAUGAUUCAACUGGAAUUCGCUGUUUUGCUGUGAGCAUGGUCUCGGAUUUUUUUUACCCAAAUAUGGGCGGCGUAGAGGAGCACAUCUUCAAUCUGUCGCAAUGCUUGCUAGAACAUGGACAUAAAGUAAUCAUACUUACACACUCAUACGGUGAUAGAGUAGGAGUACGCUACAUGACAAAUGGUUUGAAAGUAUAUUAUUUACCUGUUAAAGUUUUCUACAAUCAGUGCGUUCUUCCAACGAUGAUAUGCUCUCUUCCACUCAUCAGAUAUAUCUUCAUAAGAGAAGAGAUACAGAUAAUACACGGACAUUCUGCAUUCUCUGCUUUAGCACACGAGGGAAUGUUGAUUGGUAGAUUGAUGGGUCUAAAAACGGUCUUUACAGAUCAUUCUCUUUUUGGUUUUGCUGAUGCGUCUGCUAUCCUGACAAAUAAAUUCCUUGAGAUAUCAUUGGUCGACUGUGAUCACUGCAUAUGUGUCUCUCACACUGGUAAGGAGAAUACAGUAUUACGAGCAAAAGUGCAAAGGGAAAAGGUAUCGGUUAUUCCAAACGCCGUCGACACUGCAUUAUUUACGCCUGACGUCAGUAAACGGAACAACGAUUUUAUUACCAUAGUAAUAGUGUCGCGGUUAGUGUACAGGAAGGGUGUCGAUCUUUUAGCCCAUAUAAUACCCGAGAUUUGUUCGCGUUAUAAAAAUGUGCAAUUCUUGAUUGGCGGAGAUGGCCCGAAGAGGUGGCUCAUAGAAGAAGUGCGGGAAAGAAAUUUGCUGCAACACAGGGUUACCUUGUUGGGCAGUCUAGAGCACUCUCAAGUCAAGCAUGUCCUAAAUAAGGGUCACAUCUUUUUGAAUACGAGCUUAACGGAGGCUUACUGUAUGGCUAUCGUAGAAGCAGCUUCUUGCGGUUUGCAAGUAGUCUCGACGAAAGUCGGAGGCAUUCCAGAAGUUUUGCCACCGGAUCUAAUUUAUCUCGUGGAACCAACCGUACCUGCAUUAAUUGAGGGGCUAGAAACGGCUAUAGCAGAUUACAAAAGGGGCAACGUGAGAUGCCCUUUUGAGAUGCACAGGAGGAUAGGGAUAUUUUACAACUGGUUCAACAUCACGAAACGCACGGAAAUAGUGUAUAAUUUAGUGAAACACAAGGCCAAAAGGAAUCUAGGCCAGCAAUUGGCGAGUCAAAUCCGAAGUGGCGUACUGGCCUAUCUACUUGUAGUAUCGUUAUGUUACAUAAUACUACAAAUUCUGGAAUUUUUCGUGCCUAGAAAGUACAUCGAUAUUGCCCGGGACUAUAAUGAAAUCCAUGUAUCUUCCAAUGGAAAAGAAAAAGAAAAUUAACUGUGUCAAAAAUUAGCAAAAGUCUCGGAAACGCUUCUCUAUGUGUUCAAGUAUUUUAUUCUAUACUUUGAAAACAUUCCAGAAAACUUGGUUUUUGCAAAAAAAUGAUUGUUAUACAGGUAAAUGGAGUGUACCUCCGUAUAAGAAUUGCACAUUUACCGAUAAAGUUUUAAAGGAAUAUAAAUAUAUAUGUACAUAGAUGUUGUACAGAGAGAUAACAAUAUAACAAAAGAUAAGCGCAAAGUACAAAUAUCACGACACUGGUUCGUAGAAUUACAACUGACGUAACUGUUUAUAUAACAAUUUUAUUUGCUACAUCAUUCUGUUCUCAUAAUUUGUGUCUCUUUGAAAUAAACAGAUAACGCAUGUCAACAUCCGACGUUGAACGAUCAGAUCGUUUAUGAAAAUAAUGUAAUUUGUCCAUUAAAUGAUUUUUAUUAUGACACAUGACAUCGUAUGAAUCAAUGCGUAACAUGUAUAACAAUUUGUAACGAGAUAUCCAACCGUAACGCCGUUCAUCCCGCAUACAUGUAAUAUAUAUGCUUAAGAAAGAUAUUUAUUGCGUCAUUGGCAUUACAAAAUAUCGUCGUGUGUAGUAGAUAUCGUUUGUGCUUAAGCAAUUGACAACUAUCUUUUUAAGCAGUUAUUUGUAGCAAUAUGUGAAGUAAAAAGGUUAAUUUGUGUUCCUGUAAUCCACGAUGAUGGUGCAUCAUCAUCUCAGUAUUUUUUUCAAGUGUUUUUUUUUGCAUAAGAUAAAAUAAUUUUAUUGUAAGUUUAUCGUUUUUUCCAUCACAAGUUUGUUGUAUCUUUAUUUUUUUCAUCGACAGUCAGUCUGUAUACAGAGCAUAUGAAAGGAAAAAGUCUAAGAUAUAUGUUAACUCAUAAAAACAUUAACAAGCAACGCGUAUUAUAUCUCAAUUUCCGAUAUUGUAAGCUAAAACUUUGUAUGAUUACUAUGUGAUGUUCUCGAUAUUAAGACGUUUCAAUUUCGAUAGAUAAUAAAUUUAUUUUUUGAAACAAUAAAAA